This is a messenger RNA of Rhagoletis zephyria (snowberry fruit fly), 423 nucleotides long. RefSeq lists its product as uncharacterized. Lineage: Eukaryota; Metazoa; Arthropoda; Insecta; Diptera; Tephritidae. The record is from RefSeq and is a predicted model, not a curated record.
CGUUUUGCUAUAGAUUUCAAUUAUGAUGGCAGUGGUUGGGAAAUUUUGCAGUUGGAAUGGAUAAAUGAUGAUGAUGAAAAAAUGCGUUACAACUACAAGCAUCAGAAUCGAUUGUGGUCUGAAGAAGGCGACGCGUCGACCUCCGCGCGUUCCGAUGGUGAGGCAGCUGAAGAGCCUGAGAAUAAUACUAAUGUGCAUGUAUCUGGCGAAUACCAGGGGGACAUUUACAAUGUGAACUACUCAAAUGAUAACACACUAAAUGCACCGAGUCAAACCAACAUACAAGCGACUAUUGGUGAAGUACUCGACUAUAUACAAACGAAUGUAUUGCCAACGCUCAAAUAAUGCUGGAACUUCUUUCCGUGGCUUUUUAAGUGCUUACGAUUUUUUUUUAUCAAAAAUACUAAUAAAACCGAUUCGUUA